AUGGAUUUUACUGGCGUCGAACCCUCUGAAAUAACAUUUAAGCGAAAGCUUUUCAGUUCAGAAUUUUCAGAAAUAUUCCUUGUUCAUAUUCGCAACAAUUUAUGUGUAAUGAAAGUGCAUCAUGACAACGGCCCAGUCAAGCCCGCACCUCCUGAGCGUGAAACAAACAUUCACAUCUGCGAAUCGAGUGCCUAUAGGCGACUGAUGAAGCACGGCCUUUGCGACCGCGGAAUCGUGCCCCGGUUCUAUGGGACAAUGGAACGGAUGGACUUGUCACAUUAUCAACCUCACCUGAAGAUGUUUCUUAACGACAAGAGUCCUCCUAGCGCCAUAUUCUUGGAGUACAUUCCUGAAAUGGAAAUGAUAUAUCCGCACAAUUUUACAAAGGAGCGGGGAGAGGCUUUGAUCCGUGGCAUCCGAGAGAUUCACAGAGCGUUGGUUCUGCAUUGCGACGCCAAACCGAGGAACAUGAUGAUUGUCAGAAAUGACCCGGAAAGAGUGGUCUGGUUAGACUUCGACAGAGCUCAGACCUAUCACGCAGAUAGCCUUACUGAGAGACAACAAGGAUUUAUUGAGGAUGAAGAGCUAAUGGUGUCUCAAUUCGCGGAUUCACUAGAAGCUGAUCAUACGCGAGGCGAAAUUGAUGAGACUUAUCUCUACUACUGCACCUAG
This is a messenger RNA of Histoplasma mississippiense, 672 nucleotides long. RefSeq lists its product with no specific name. NCBI's taxonomy places the organism in Eukaryota, Fungi, Ascomycota, Eurotiomycetes, Onygenales, Ajellomycetaceae. The transcript has 3 exons. Gene Ontology annotation, biological process: protein phosphorylation. Bases 1 to 672 code for a protein of 223 amino acids. The record is from RefSeq and is a predicted model, not a curated record. Gene Ontology annotation, molecular function: ATP binding; protein kinase activity.